GACUUCAACAGGAAGAACGAGUUUUGCUCGAGUUUUUUGCUUCUGUUAAGAAUAUCGGGUUUUGCUUGAUUGAGAGGGAAAGGCUGAAAAGAAGGAAAGAUGCAGGCUGUGAAAGAGAAGGUGAGCAAUGCAGCCAGUGUAGCCAAAGAGCAUAUCGACAUUUACAAAGCUAAGGUAGAAGAAAAGGCUGAGAAAGCUAGUGCGAGGAACGAAACCGAGAAGGAAAUAGCGCAUGAGCGAAGGAAGGCCAAAGAAGCUGAAGCCAAGAUGGAGAUGCACGCGGCCAAGGUCGAGCACAAGGCCAACAAGGAGAACGCCAAGCAUGCUCACGCCGUCGGCACCCAUGCUCACCACUACCUGGUCGGAGCCGCGCAUCCUACCGCAGGGGCUGCAGUGGUCCAGACCACCCGUCCGGAAGACCAGCUCGUUGCCACACACGAACACCACGGCCACCACUACCCUCCUGGCGCACUGCCUUCUACGACCGGGGCCGUCGACCCAUCGUACCCAGCCGUCGGCACCCCUGCUCACCACUACCCGGUCGGAGCCGCGCAUCCUACCGCAGGGGCUGCAGUGGUCCAGACCACCUGUCCGGAAGACCAGCUCGUUGCCACACACGAACACCACGGCCACCACUACCCUCCUGGCGCACUGGCUCCAACGACCGGGGCCGUCGACCCAUCGUACCCAGCUGCUGGGUACCCUCCGGCUGAGAAGUACCUCUAGAUCUAGAUUAGCCAGUUAUGAGAUUCACGGACCAUGACCUCUGUUGUGGUUGCUUCGUGCCGGGUCUCUCUCUCUCUCUCUCUCUCUCUCUCUCUCUCUUCAAUGUAAUUUGGGUCAUUACUUUUACAUGUAAGAGACGGUAGCAUGUUUGAUGUUAUUACAGUGGUUAGGAUCUGUUUUAUCA
Magnolia sinica is the source of this 910-nucleotide messenger RNA. RefSeq names its product late embryogenesis abundant protein 6. NCBI's taxonomy places the organism in Eukaryota, Viridiplantae, Streptophyta, Magnoliopsida, Magnoliales, Magnoliaceae. The record is from RefSeq and is a predicted model, not a curated record. The transcript has 2 exons. Gene Ontology annotation, biological process: embryo development ending in seed dormancy. The coding region runs from base 100 to 726 and encodes 208 amino acids.